This is a messenger RNA of Schistocerca gregaria, 886 nucleotides long. Its product is annotated as Down syndrome cell adhesion molecule-like protein Dscam2. The transcript has 6 exons. Bases 1 to 828 code for a protein of 275 amino acids. The record is from RefSeq and is a predicted model, not a curated record. Gene Ontology annotation, molecular function: cell-cell adhesion mediator activity. Gene Ontology annotation, biological process: axon guidance; dendrite self-avoidance; homophilic cell-cell adhesion. Gene Ontology annotation, cellular component: plasma membrane; axon. Lineage: Eukaryota; Metazoa; Arthropoda; Insecta; Orthoptera; Acrididae.
AUGCAUGGUGAUGGUGGAGACGUCCUGUCUGUGGCACAGUUUCUUAUAGCUAUGCAAACAGCAGAGAAACUGCGGCGUAAUAGUCAAACUCUACGUAUAGAACACAUGGAGAUGUCAGACCAGGGGAUGUACCAGUGUGUGGUGUCCAACAGCGAGGAGACGGCGCAGGGCACCUCAGAGAUCAGGCUGGGAGACUCGCCGCCGGCGCUGGUGUCUGCGUUCAGCGGGGCACUGCUGCAGCCGGGCGCCGCCUGGUCUGCCGCCGUCCGUGUCGUGGCUGCUGGACGGGCAGCCGCUGAGCCCCUCCGCCGUGCCCGGGGAACGCAGGGUAGAGGUAAAGUUCAUCCGGAAAAUCAUCGUCAACAAGUAUUUCCAAACAGGACUUUGGUUAUCAAGGUUAUACGAAAACAUGCUGAUGAAGGAGGCUACGUGUGUGUCGCUACCAAUCCGCUAGGUCAGACCUCGAGGAGCAAAAUGAAUGUUCUGAUAAUGGAAGCACCAGAGAUUGAUCCAAUUGUAAUCAAACAUGACUUGCAACUGGGCAUGAGGAUGCGUCUUGCAUGUGUCGUAAGUAAAGGGGACUUCACAAUACAGAUUCAGUGGUUGAAAGAUGGAAGUCCCAUAGCAGAGGACCAACAAAUUGCAGAGAAGAUCCUAGAUGAGUACUCAAGUACACUAAGUUUCUGCAGUUUGGCUGUAAAACACAAUGGAAAUUAUACCUGUCAGGCCUCAAAUGCAGCUGCAUCCAGGAACUACACUGUGAAAAUAAUUGUAAAUGGAAAUAAUGUACUCAGCCAGUCCUGCAACCAGAUGUGCUAUUUGGAAUGAUGGAAUCAGGCGUGCUACGUGCAAUGGCCAAGGAGUAGUUCAUCUCAAAUAAAAUUAA